Morchella sextelata is the source of this 1689-nucleotide messenger RNA. RefSeq lists its product as uncharacterized. Lineage: Eukaryota; Fungi; Ascomycota; Pezizomycetes; Pezizales; Morchellaceae. Gene Ontology annotation, cellular component: plasma membrane. The record is from RefSeq and is a predicted model, not a curated record. Bases 1 to 1689 code for a protein of 562 amino acids. The transcript has 4 exons. Gene Ontology annotation, biological process: cell division.
AUGACCGAUAUUCGCUUUAAUUUCCCUGAAAUCAAGGUGAUCAAGGCCAACGGGCCACCUUCAAAUCCCGGUGUACUUGUUCUUUCGGUCGAAAACGUCCCCGAAGAUACCAAGGAAUAUCUGAAUCUCAGGUUCUUCAGCACUUCGGAUUUUUAUGCAGAUAUCGAUAUUCGACUUUGCAGAGACGAUGUGGUAACGAAACUUGAUCCGUCGACAUUCAAAAUCGAGCCUGCGACAAAUUCAGGGAAGGGAACUGCCACCAAGAACCCAGAGGAGGCCCUCACUAUCAUCUUUCCUCCAACUGACCUUCUCGUACCACAAAACGAUCCCAGAAUCGGUCAAGAACUCAAAAUAACGAAUUCUACCUGGGGUGUUGUGGUAGAAUUCUUUGAGAUCGAACUUAAAAGGAUAUAUGAUAGCUAUGGAAAUAGCUCUGGGAACAGCUCCGUAAAGAACCCCGAGAAGAGCUCCCAGUAUCCAAACGAGAAGACUGUACUACCUCGUGAUAUAGAUGCUCCUGCAUAUGCUAGUAGUAGUAAGGCCAUGGCUGCCUACAAUCCAAGCGAUCACCAGGACAACAAAGAGGGAAGGUUAGUUCUAGUUGACGAGGAGAAUGGGGAUGAGGUUGGUGAGGUCAACUCGUACCAUGUCCAUGCUAUUGGCGUAACUCCAGGAAGUAAAGAUCCAGUUGAAAUCCAAUUACCAGAGAAUCAGCAGGGAACUGUAACCGUUCGCCCUGCUCAGCCAGAAUAUCUCAGGGACUCAUUACACCCAGCGUACGCCAAAUCGACUCUUGUUAGCACAGCUGCAACAGCUUCGCGCUUGAUCGUAACCACGAGUUCCUAUGUCGCCAACGCGAUUCAGUCUGGAGCAGAUGCCUACGUAAGACGUACAAAACCGAACGAAGUUCCGAUGGUGUUCGACCCGAGCACGCACAACAGAGUCCGUCAAAUCCACACAGUGUCUACCAGCGCUGCUAAAAUUUCUGCCCAAACUAUUGGACAGGUAACGAAGCACGCUCAAAACAUUGGGGCCCGUAUCGCUGGCAAAAACCAGGAGCGACCCUCGAGGGGGCAGAUUCCAAACCCCGGGUUGCUAAACAAGGGGCUCAUUGCAUUCUCUACCAUUGCAGAUGGAAUAGACCACGCAUCUAAAAACCUGUUAAACUCGGGAGCUAAUGCAGCCACAACCGUAGUUGGCCAUAAGUAUGGCGAAGAAGCAAGAUCAGUUGCUCAUGGCCUGACUGGCUCUGUCACCAAUGUGGGCCUCGUCUAUGUUGACGCUUCUGGGGUUUCUCGGAGAGCCAUUAUCAAGGGUGUAGCAAAGGGCAUGGUUAUUGGAAAAGUGCGCGGAGGCGGUGAUGUCAUUGUCCCUGGGCCACAAGAUUCCAUUCCGGGCCAACAACUGCAGAUUAGCCAAGGAUUCAGCAGCACCACAUCUCUUCCAGCAAGUGGAGUAACUACCCCAGGCGGGUAUGGAAGUGAGGUUGGAUUUGGGAAUGCCGCGCCACCUUCUUAUGGUCAUGUUCAGGGCACGCAAGGCUUCAAUGGUUCGCCUAAUGGUAACGGAAAUAACCAAAAUUCAUAUUUUCCUCCGCCUCCACUACAAAGGAGCGUAACGGCCCCACAACCUACAGGGAACUAUCCACCCGAGAAAGUGUCUGAAAAUGGGCAGUAUAGAUACCUCUAA